AAAUUCUCCCUCCUUCACACAAGAUCUGUCUGCGCCCCGGCGUGGGCUCUCCUUAGUGGGUUCGGGGAGCCAAGCCCCUUCCACACUGCAAACACUCCAACACCUCCCAGAUAACGCAAGGGCUGGACGGCUAACAGGGCUGCUGGCGCUCGGCCUCUCACUCAAGCCUCUAUGGUACGGUGGCGUCCUCUCUAGCCAAUUGAAGUCGUUUUCCAUUCAGCCAGCCGGUGGCUCCAUCUCUAUGGUAGCCGAUUUCCCAGCGCCGCCUGGUCGGCGUUUCCUUCCGGAUCAAAGAAGAGGUUGGACUUCCCUCCCGGAAGUGACCCACGUGCUUUUUAUUUCGCCUAGCUAGGUGCCCGGCACCUUUUUACUAUUGACCCGAAAUUGGGGACGUCGUGGGAUCCGUGACCUGCCCCAGGCCGUUGACUAAAGACCAGCAGCAGGCUCUUCUCCACGGUGCUAGGUUGACAUGGAUCCGCUUAGAGCCCAGCAGCUGGCUGCGGAGCUGGAGGUGGAGAUGAUGGCGGACAUGUACAACAGAAUGACCAGUGCCUGCCACCGGAAAUGUGUGCCUCCCCACUACAAGGAAGCAGAGCUGUCCAAAGGGGAGUCUGUGUGCCUGGACCGGUGUGUGUCCAAGUACUUGGACAUCCAUGAGAGGAUGGGCAAAAAGUUGACGGAGCUGUCCAUGCAGGACGAAGAGCUGAUGAAGAGGGUACAGCAGAGCUCUGGACCCGCGUGAGGCCCCCGGCAGUGUACACCUGGGGUGCGCCUCACCACUUACCCCAUUUAAGUGUUCCCUAAUGGGUGUCAUAUGUGAAAACUGUCAUGCUUAGGCUCACUGGAGCGUCUCCAGGACCCCUGGGUGUGGUAGAGCUCUCCUGACUAAAGGGGGAUUUGUCACGCUGGUUUGUGACUGUGUAUGUGUGUAUAUGUAUAUAUCUGUAUUAAAACAGAUUGUGAAAA
This is a messenger RNA of Peromyscus leucopus (white-footed mouse), 966 nucleotides long. It is a transcript of the gene Timm10, whose product is annotated as translocase of inner mitochondrial membrane 10. Gene Ontology annotation, cellular component: mitochondrial inner membrane. The transcript has 3 exons. Lineage: Eukaryota; Metazoa; Chordata; Mammalia; Rodentia; Cricetidae. The record is from RefSeq and is a predicted model, not a curated record. The coding region runs from base 470 to 742 and encodes 90 amino acids. Gene Ontology annotation, biological process: protein insertion into mitochondrial inner membrane.